CAUACUUGGCACAGGGGACCCCAGUCUGCAGUCAAGUUGUGUCCCUUCUAGGAAAAAAGGAAGACAAGGUCAAAUCAUCAUGGACCCUGAGCAGACCAUUUCUCAGACGGCUGAAUUUUCCUGGAAAGAUUUUAUUAAUGCCCUGUCCCUGGCCCACAUGGUCCUGGGGCUCUUCUCCAUCUUCUGCAGCUUCAGCAGGAAAUCCCACUGUGCUUCCUGGAUGCUUCUGAUCAGCUUCCUGUUAGACAUGGCAAUAGGGACAAUGACCAGAUACCUCCACAUCUGCCACAAAGUGGGACUGGAGCUGAACGACUUGGCUGUCUUCACCACCUUUGGCCUGGCCUCGGCUCUGCUCCUCGGCGUGGACGGGCCUCUGAAUGGGUUCCUGGCCAUCAUCUAUGUGCUAACCACUUCUUUCCGCCUGUGUUUUUGUCAAACUGGAGGAGCUCCCUCUGCAUACAAGGGCCUGCCCUGCCCCUACGCCUCCUGUGUUUUGGCCUCCACCUGCCUUCUGACCAAGGGCAACACUUUCGUUCUCUGUUGCAUGGCUUCCCUCAUGAUUCUGUUCAUGAUCGACCAGAGCUGCUACCCACAUGACGAAAUCCUGCAGUCGGAGAACUGGAAAAAAGGAGUUUACCUGGGAGGUAUCAUCAUGCUGGUUUUCUCCCCGUUCUCGCUCACCGCCUUUUACUGCCUGACUUGGUCACUUUCCUACAUCUUCUUCCCAGAUGCCCUGUGGGGGAAGGAAUGUGUAUUAAGCUCUUGCACGGGGAAACCAUAGCUUCACCCUCUGAGGGCGCUACGCUUAGCAAGCUGGACCAAGACCUGCUUACCCUAACUAAAGCUCUUCUGGUGCCUGUAUUAUCAUAUGCUUGGUGCACGUCCUCUCUUGCCUUGUAUCAUAUCGACCCACAGUGGGCCCAUAAGCCUUUGCUUCUUUCUCCUUAUUAAGGGUUCAGACUACCUUUUGGGUAAUACUUGAAUCAGUAAUGUAGGAUAGACUUUUGUUUCCAAGGUAAGUUUUGGGCUGAAACUCAAACCCAGCCUUGGACACAUGAGACUCUAUCUCAAAAAUAUUGAUUGAUUGUAUCAACUGGUGUAUUAGUCAGGAGCAGAGGGGAUAGGACGAAUCUCUAUCAAUCAU
Molecule: messenger RNA, 1144 nt
Organism: Acomys russatus (golden spiny mouse)
Lineage: Eukaryota; Metazoa; Chordata; Mammalia; Rodentia; Muridae
Gene: Tmem269
Product: transmembrane protein 269
Exons: 6
Coding region: 80-781 (233 amino acids)
Source: RefSeq, a predicted model, not a curated record